Messenger RNA from Nerophis lumbriciformis (worm pipefish), 531 nucleotides. NCBI's taxonomy places the organism in Eukaryota, Metazoa, Chordata, Actinopteri, Syngnathiformes, Syngnathidae. The record is from RefSeq and is a predicted model, not a curated record.
AUGUCCUCGUCGCCGGACGACGCUGACGAUGCCGGGCCUGGCUUCCGCAAUGCCGGCUAUCAGCCUGACUCCGCCCACAAGGACCCGUUUGGCGACGAUGACGACGAGACUUCAGAGGUCACAGAGCGUCCCGUCCGUCGCCACGACCGGCGCUCAUCCGACCGGGGUUUGGCGCUGGCCGUGGUCCUGCUGCUGAGCGGUGUAGCCUUGGUGCUGGUGGCCUAUGCCAUCCCGCGGGAGGCUCGUGUGGACCGGGACGCUGUCUCAGCCCGCCAGAUGGAGCGUCUGGAGCUUUACUAUGCCCGGCUGGGAUCGCAUUUGGACCGCUGCAUCAUCGCCGGGCUGGGCCUGCUCACCCUGGGCGGGAUGUUCCUCUCAGUGCUCCUCGUGGCGUCCGUCUGCCGGGGCGGGGUCGCCUCAUCCCACCGCGCGCCCUUCCUUGGCCCCAGAAGGACAUACGGGUCCGUUGGGAUGAGGAUGAAGCAGCUCGCCAGCGGCGAUGAGGAACCACCGGCGCCGCUGGAUGAGUGA